UGAACUUUGUUCCAUCGUGCGAUUGUGAACUUUUAGCUAAAUCUGCUCGGCUCUGCGUGCAACUAGUACAAAAUGUGAAAUAAUUGUAUAACUUCGUAGUGAUAUUCAGCUUAUACACUCUAUUUGUUUUCCAUUCCUUCCUAAACGCGCAAUUCCAGUAACUAAAAGUGAUAUGUGUUGCUAAAGCUUACUCUGUGGCUUAGCAGUUCGUGAACUUCCUCGAUUUGAUUAUCGCGGAACACGGAAAGAUUUCUUAUCUGCUUUACUGUAUUCCAUCCCUGGUGAGCUGUAUUGAACAAACGCAACAUGGGUCUCGUCGGGUUGCUGCUGAUGGUUUUAGACCCAUUUAAAAUUAUAAGAAGUUAUAUUUUCAAACCGAUCGCAACGUUUGGUUUGGCAGCAGCGGAAGAAUACAAGGCGCGCAAAGAAAAAAGCUUAAACACCACGAAAAAUGUGUUUCUCAAGCUGUUUGUUGUUGUUUUGGUUGGAUUUUCUGUAGUGUGGGCCUCGAUAUUUCUGUACCUGUACUUCUACUACUCGUACAUGCCUUCCGUUUUACACACGAAGGAUGUACAUCUGAAUAUACGCGACUGCCCAAGUGAUGCCAUCGACUGCAAAGCUUAUCCGACAGCGAACGUCGCCCUGACUAAUCAUCAUCGAUUUCUAAUGGUGGGACAGCCGUAUAAGAUUAUUCUUAACCUGGAAAUGCCGGAAUCUGAACACAAUGGUAAAAUAGGAAUGUUUACCGUUUGUGGUACGGUAAAGGACUAUGGGCACAUGGAAAUAGCCACAUCCUGCCGCAUGUCGAUGCUACACUACAAAUCGGAUCUGUUGAAAACGAUUCUUACAUUCGUAUUUGCACCACUGUUGAUAUUCGGCUAUCGGGAAGAAAAGCAGCUAGUCACGGUGGAGUUAUUCUCAAAUUUUCUCGACGAUUCGAACCAUCCGGCAACAAACAUGGAUAUCACUAUACACUGCCGAGACAUUCAAUUGUACUCAGCACAGCUACAGGUGGUAGCUAACUUCACCGGAUUACGUUAUCUAAUGUUCAACUGGCCUGUGCUAUCAGCAGUUAUUGGCAUAACAUCAAAUCUGUUUUUCAUUCUAAUUGUUUGCAUAUUGAGUUGGUACCAUUGGGACGAUACAGAAUGGAUAUCCGACAUACGAGAUAGGUAUCAACAAAUUGUCAAAGGAGCUUCAAAAGUGGCUCCAAUCGAACAAACGUUAGCGCUUAAUCCGUUCAAAGAAACUGAAACUGCAUCAAAAGAUUGGUUAAUAGACGAGGAAUAGUAGUUUGGGUGUACUUUAUUUUGUAAUAAAGUGUUACAUUUUUACAUGUUCUGUUCAUGUGGUCUGUUUGUCGAUU
Messenger RNA from Anopheles moucheti, 1366 nucleotides. It is a transcript of the gene Seipin, whose product is annotated as seipin. The record is from RefSeq and is a predicted model, not a curated record. The transcript has 4 exons. Bases 307 to 1290 code for a protein of 327 amino acids. NCBI's taxonomy places the organism in Eukaryota, Metazoa, Arthropoda, Insecta, Diptera, Culicidae. Gene Ontology annotation, biological process: lipid storage; lipid droplet organization. Gene Ontology annotation, cellular component: endoplasmic reticulum membrane.